AAUUUAAGUCAAAGCGUACUUUUACCCGAAGUGACCGAAGAGGGUUGCAGAGUGAGUUUAUCCAGAUUCUGUGAUGACGUUACACUGACUGCUGACCUACUUAUACGCUUCACCAAAUUUAUUGUUAAUAUAUGUGAAUAUGCCAUUGCCCAUGACUACCCAAAUGGAUUUGUAAUUAUUUUGGAUCACAGCUUCAUUAAUCUAUUAGAAUUAUUAGCAUUUGCUACUCGGAAUUUUACUCUACUUCAGCACUGUAUAACAAUCAUAUUGGAAGGUUACGGUAUGCGUGUAAAGGCUAUCCACGUAGUAACUCCAUCAAAAGCGGCGGACGCCUUAGUAACGUUUUUGAAAUCACUGCUUACCGCAAAAGUGGCUGGUCGCAUACACGUACACAGAGACGUGGAAACCUUAUUUGCCCAUGUCCCUAAAAAUAUGUUGCCUGUUGAGUUGGGUGGCGAAGCUCCAUCUCUGACUGAAAUGCAAGGUAAGAAUUUAGCAGUAACAUUUUCUUCAGGCGCUUACAUUCUUUGUGCUAAAGAGCACAAAGAAUGGAUGAAAGAUGCUCAAUGCGCCACUAUCAACGAGUCUAAGAAGCCGAAAGACUUCCACAAUGACUUCAUCGGUAUGCCAGGAUCGUUCAGGACUUUGAACGUUGAUUAAUAAA
This is a messenger RNA of Cydia fagiglandana, 664 nucleotides long. RefSeq lists its product as uncharacterized. The transcript has 4 exons. Gene Ontology annotation, cellular component: membrane. The record is from RefSeq and is a predicted model, not a curated record. NCBI's taxonomy places the organism in Eukaryota, Metazoa, Arthropoda, Insecta, Lepidoptera, Tortricidae. Gene Ontology annotation, molecular function: phosphatidylinositol bisphosphate binding. The annotation marks the transcript as partial.